UUGCGCGACUGGUGCUGAUCGCAUUGGAACGAGAUGUCCUGAAGUAGAAUUAAAUUUGCAAAGAUCCAGGUAGUACUUGCUAGCAGCGGCGAGUAUCCAGUAUCAGCUUGUUUGCGUAUAUUGUGUGCACAAUGGAAAGGAGACGCAAAGCCAUUGGAGUGCUUACGGGUUUUAGAGCCUGCUGGCUCAUGGUAGUAUGUAUCUGUUUGGAGAAUCAGGGUGUGAAAGGUCAACCUCUCAUUCUCAAUGCUGCUGGUACAGGACAGUUAGCACCAUUCCGUGUGACAUUUGGUGAUGGACAACCUACAGCCGAUGUUACCAACUACCUACCUGCGUGCUGGGUGUUCUUUGGACCAGGACCAUUCAUUCGACUAGAGAAGACUGAUGGUAGUCUAGUGUUGGCUGAGACAGGUGCCUUCUCAGUAGGUAUUAUUUUUGUAGUGAACACCACAGCACAUCCUAUACUGGACACUUCAUACACUGGACUGUACCAUUGCAGAACAGUGGAUAACAACUCUACACGGACAUAUCAACUCAACAUUGUAGCUCGACAGGUUCAGUCGGGACCAUCCCCUACACCACUGACAUUGACCUACACUGGUGAUACUCACACCAUACCAUGCAUGUCAAGUGGAAACUUCCCUCUCAACGCAUCUUGGAGCUCAACAUUAUCUCCGGACUCACAGAUGAUACAGACAACUAUGCCUGCCACUAUGGUGAACUCAACGUUCAGCUUCCAACAGAACGAUUCCCAGAUUGUGUUUACGGAAAGUGAUACAUCAGGUGUUACCUUCAAUGUAACCUGUACGACAUCAUAUACUACAAACUUUGAUUGUAUUGGAGUGGAUUCAAGUCCUGCACGUCCACAAAGUGUGAUUGACAGAUGUAUGAAUGCCGCACAGCCAGUAUCUACCACUGUCUCUGUCACAAUCCAAGCACUAUGUCCAGAUCUCAAUGACAGCGGUUUCAAUUACAAACCUAUUCCCAGUUUCAGCAGACGACCGGGUACCCCAGUACCCAUCGCGUGCAGAACAGGUUUUUUGUCUAACAAUAGUAUGGAAAUAACCCAGUCUAUAUGCCAGGGCAACGGAAGGUGGCAACCAAGUCCACCAUUGUGUGAAAGCUGCUCCAUGGUUUGCAAUGAUGCCAGUGUUACCAGCUGUGCCAGGAUCAUUGUGUCUAACAUACAAGGCAUAAAUUGCCCAUGUAGCAGUACUGAUGAAAUCUGGACAAGGUCUGCUCAGGGCUGUUUGUCCACCCAUUGCGCCGCUCAAAACUUAAACUUCACUCUCAGCAAUAUUCCGAGAUUGGAAGUGAAUACGUCUGUGAUUAUAGCUUGCGCUGUUAACUACACUUCAACGGGAAAUGGGAGUAUCGUCACAUGUCUGCAAAACGGGACGCUGUCUAACCUACCAGUUUGCACAGAUCUCGCAACCAAGACGACGAAUGUGACCAGGGUCAUCCCAACAUUGUCAACUACUUCAACUAUAUCCUACACCACUACUGGCGCAGACAGUCUAUGCACACCUGGCACGGUGAUCGGCGCUGGUAUUGGCGGGAUGGUGUUUGGGAUAUUAGCAACAACGUUGGUAGCCAUGAUAAUCCAUCGGAAGAUGCAAAGCAAACCAGUGAAGACUGAAGUGCUGAGUCGGACACAAAAUGCAGCAUACGAAGACGCUGAUAUUGCUGAGAGUUCCCUCACUAAAAGUGAUGCUUACGGUGUUGUAGAAUCAGCCCCACAACCACAGUAUGAACUCGUCUGCCCGCAGUAAAAAUUCAUGAUAAAGCACAUUUUAUUCAACUCUGUAGUUUGCGCUGCUUUACCUCAAUUCACUGCUUUUAAAAAGUGAAAGCUCUCUCGGAAAACAUUCUUCCAUUUCUAACCUGGUGCAUUUUAUUCGGACAGGAAAUUUCAAAAUUAGGCCUUUUGCAUUUCCUCACACUGGCGCAUUCUGUACCAUUAAAUAUCAUCUAUCAUAUCCCCAGACGGAUUGUGUUUCUUAGGUGAGUUUUUCCGGGAAUGUGCCUUUCUUUAAGGCAAGAAAGGUUAACCUAUCUUUCUAUUUCAGCUUUUUUUUGGUGCAAUUCAAAUUCAUUCUUCAUACUAACAUUACCCUUAACGGAACCUUCAGAUCCUCCAUAGCGAGCCUCAUUGCAAUUCUGCAACUAUUUCUAAUGUUUUUCUCUCUAAAAGAUUCUCCGUUUAUCUGCAAGCACACUCCUCGCUUUGUCCUUAUCUCCUAAGUUUUCUUCCUAGAACACCUUCUUAUAUAUUCCCGCAUGAAACCGGUACAUAUUUCUAUCCAUAUUUCCGAUGUGUUUCCUCCCCCCAAGGCCAUUGAUUCGUCACGCUGCUAACACAUUAUGAUUAGAUAAAAAUAGGGCUAUGUGAGUA
Messenger RNA from Sycon ciliatum, 2395 nucleotides. RefSeq lists its product as uncharacterized. Lineage: Eukaryota; Metazoa; Porifera; Calcarea; Leucosolenida; Sycettidae. The transcript is spliced from 10 exons. The record is from RefSeq and is a predicted model, not a curated record. The coding region runs from base 132 to 1772 and encodes 546 amino acids.